GCGGCCCGUUGCUGUAGCCGCCGCCGUCGCUCUUGAUUUCUUCUUGGCAUCUUCAUGGUUUUUCGAAGACGUACGAAAACGAGAAAACGGGAAAACCAUCCAUUUACGCGUGCCCUCAGUCAUAAUUUCGGUUCUGAGAAUCGUUCUACGUACCAAAAUUAAUCAGUGCCAAACGCAAAUAGUUAAAGCCAUUAAUUGUGAGUGCGAGCGUGUGCGUGUUAAUUUAACCCCAGCCUCUCGUGGCCAUUAAUCAAUACUUAGCACAUGGUAAAAACUGAUUAGCUGGUGUGCAAUAAAACACCAGAAAAAUUAAAAAUCGAGAAGCCCCAGCGAAACCCCAGAGAAACUUCCACUUGCCCUGAGCCUGGUCCUUCGCCCAGGACACCUGACGGCCUGCCAGGUAAACGCCUUCCCAAGAUGCCAGUGCUGAACAUCUCGGCGGACAACCUGACCAGCCUGCUGCAGGGCCUCGAACCGGAGGAGCUGCUGCCCACGGCCACCCCGAUGACGCCGCUCGACCUGCUGGCCACCCUCAGCGUGGGCUACGCCCUCAUCUUCAUUGCGGGCGUGCUGGGCAACCUCAUCACCUGCAUCGUCAUAUCGCGGAACAACUUCAUGCACACGGCCACCAAUUUCUACCUGUUCAACCUGGCCAUAUCCGACAUGAUCCUGCUGUGCUCCGGAAUGCCCCAGGACCUGUAUAACCUUUGGCACCCGGACAACUAUCCCUUCAGCGACAGCAUCUGCAUAUUGGAAAGCGUUCUCUCGGAAACGGCGGCCAAUGCGACCGUGCUGACCAUUACCGCCUUCACCGUGGAGCGCUAUAUUGCCAUUUGUCAUCCGUUCAGGCAGCACACGAUGUCCAAGUUGUCACGGGCCGUAAAGUUCAUAUUUGCCAUCUGGAUAGCCGCCCUUCUGCUGGCCCUGCCCCAAGCCAUCCAGUUCUCCGUGGUGAUGCAGGGCAUGGGCUCCUCCUGCACGAUGAAAAACGACUUUUUCGCCCAUGUGUUUGCUGUGUCGGGCUUCCUGUUCUUCGGCGGACCCAUGACGGCCAUCUGCGUGCUCUACGUCCUCAUCGGGGUGAAGCUGAAGAGGAGCAGGCUCCUGCAGGCGCUGCCCAGGCGCUGUUACGAUGUCAACCGGGGGAUAAGCGCCCAGACCCGAGUCAUCCGGAUGCUGGUGGCCGUGGCCGUGGCGUUCUUCAUCUGCUGGGCCCCCUUCCACGCCCAGCGCCUGAUGGCCGUCUACGGCUCCUCCUCGGGCAUCGAGUCGCAGUGGUUCAACGACGUGUUCAGCAUCCUCGACUACACGUCCGGCGUGCUCUACUUCCUCUCCACCUGCAUCAACCCGCUGCUCUACAACAUCAUGAGCCACAAGUUUCGAGAGGCAUUCAAGGUUACCCUGGCUAGACAAUUUGGACUGGGUGGCAAAAACCAAGGAAGAGGGCUGCCCCACACCUACAGCGCUCUGAGGCGUAAUCAGACGGGUUCGUUGCGACUUCACACCACGGACAGCGUUCGGACCACCAUGACUUCCACGGCGACGACGACUACGGGCCUGAAUGGCUCUGCCAGUGGCAAAGGGACGGCAACAGGUCCGGCGGUGCGGCUGAACCGCGUGUCCUUGGACAGCGGCCAGCUGCAGGGCCAGAGUCGGAGUCGGCAGGACCUCUUCGACAACCCACGUCGCACCCUCCAGACGCAAAUAUCCCAGCUGUCGUCGGUGGGCGAUGCCCACUCACUGCUCGAGGAGGACUUGCACUUUGCCGGCGAGCCACUGCAGCGACAGCCCACCAUGUGCUCCAUUGAUGAGCUCACUGAUGACUUGGCCAUCUCCCGGUCCCGCCUCAAACUGACGCGCAUUACCCGCCCACUGGCUGCGGCGGGGGGCGUGGCAGGAGGCGGGACAGGGGGCGUGGGAGGUGACGAGUCGAGUGGCAAAGUGAGCAAGGCGAAAGUGAAAGUGCUGAAGGGCUCAAGCGCUCUCAAGGGUCUCAGGGCCAAAUUCAAUUGGCGUGCCAGACGCAAAGGCAGCCACAAACCGCCGGUUAAGGGGGCCACGGGGGCGGUCGACGGUUCCGGAGAGCGGGGAUCGGCCUUUUAAGGGGGUCCCAACAAACCUCCCCAUACACUUCACCCCCCUCUCUGGAGGAGAAAGCCUUAUCCGGAGUCCAUUCCAGUGCCACCCGCAGACAUUACACACACACAACUGUGAUAUGAGCAGCAAGCGCCUCUCCAGCUUGUUUGUGUUUACUUUAGACAAAUAUAUUCCGCGUUGGGGUCAAUUAAACUAUAUAGUUGUCCCGGCCACUAAUGAUGUAGCCCAAAGCUAUAGUUCGAAUUCUAGUUUUAGUAUUGUACUUGUAAUCGAAUCGCGUUGAACCGCAAUAAACCAUGUAGUUCAG
Molecule: messenger RNA, 2404 nt
Organism: Drosophila biarmipes
Lineage: Eukaryota; Metazoa; Arthropoda; Insecta; Diptera; Drosophilidae
Gene: PK2-R2
Product: pyrokinin-1 receptor
Exons: 9
Coding region: 418-2103 (561 amino acids)
Biological process (GO): neuropeptide signaling pathway
Cellular component (GO): plasma membrane
Molecular function (GO): neuropeptide receptor activity
Source: RefSeq, a predicted model, not a curated record